AUGGACAGCGUUGCUGCAGGUCCUUUUCCUUCCUCUUGCUCUCUCCGUAAACCAGAACGUACGCACGCACACAUACACACACACACACACACACACAAAGCGGACGCCAUGGGUAAUACGAACAGCAGCGCCGACCGAUCGAAUGCGGAUGACAGAGGCGUCCACUCCGAGUUCAUGUACCGCUACGAAACCACAAAGAAGCUGAAGCUGUCGUACAUGAUGCUCAAGAAGAACGUCGCGACCGCCGUCAUGACCAUGGAGGUCACCCCGCAGCACCUCCGCGACGUCGGCACGGGCUACUCAAACGUGUGCGCAUGCCUGAAACACGGCGGCUCCGGGGGAACAAACUCGUGCAUCCAGGGCCAGGCGGCGGGGCGCGAGCAGGCCUCUAUCAGCCGCUCCAGGAUUGACCGCGAGUUCGCUGAUGAGUCCUACAAGGGUUUUCAGACUUUCUGUGAGGCCAUGGAUGACAUCAAGGCCGGUGUGUGCGUCACAAGCCGCACCGCCAUUCACGAAAGGAUCACGGUCGAGCUGGACAGGAUGGUGUUGACGGCAGAGCGCGUUCUGAAGCAGGGUAGGAAGACGAUGCGUAGCAUGGCCCAUUUCACUAAAGUCGCCAGGCAAGUGUCGCGGCGCGAACGGGCGGCGGUGGACCAGGGCAAGGACCUCUCGUCGAGCAAGCGCUACGCGAAGGCCGUCAAAGAGCGCAACGAAAAGGAGAGUUUGUACAAGACAGAGCUCGAGGCCUUUGAUCAGCUGUACGAGCACGUCAUGGUCGUGUCGCAGGAGUUCUGCUCCUCGACGACAGACAUCUUCCUCGACUGCAUUGUCGGCUACUACCGCGAGAUAGUGGCAACGAUCGACGUCUCAGACACCCCGCAGUGCAGCCGCUUGCAAAGCCGCUUUCGCAGCCGUGAGCGAGAGGUGGUGCUGCACCAGGCUUCGGAUGCGGGUUUUUGUGCGAUGCCGGCUGGGCACAUGGACGGCAGCAAGUCCUUGUCCUCCACCGUGCCGCUGAAGUGGGAUUAG
Messenger RNA from Leishmania major strain Friedlin, 1029 nucleotides. RefSeq lists its product as hypothetical. The transcript has a single exon. Lineage: Eukaryota; Euglenozoa; Kinetoplastea; Trypanosomatida; Trypanosomatidae. The record is from RefSeq and is a predicted model, not a curated record. The coding region runs from base 1 to 1029 and encodes 342 amino acids.